Molecule: messenger RNA, 486 nt
Organism: Rubroshorea leprosula
Lineage: Eukaryota; Viridiplantae; Streptophyta; Magnoliopsida; Malvales; Dipterocarpaceae
Source: the annotation of a GenBank genome assembly
GAAAAACCACCGGUUUAAUUUCUCAUGCAAUCUUCUUUCAAUUUUUUUCAAUUUCACCCUUCCCAUUCCUUUUUUAUACCCAUUUUAACUUUUAAUUUUAACAAAAUUACAAAAUUAUCAACACCAAAUUAGAAAAUCCAUGCCUGCAGCUUGCUCUUCUCAUCAAAUCUUCCUUGCUGUUUGGAUCGGUCGAAAGGGAAAGGUUGUUGAUGCAAUUGCAGCCGGUAGUCGCUUCAUGGCUGUGCAAGCUGUUAGAAACACCGACACUAGUCCUAUUCUUGGGACACAAAAACCAAAGAUAGCAGAAGAGGUAGCUGUCCCUGUCAUGCCGGUUGAGAGAAACGGCUCAUCAUACGCUUGAACGUAGUCUCAACCAAGAACACCACCAUUGAAGCUAAGGGUGUUCGCGGCUUGGAUAGAUCAAUUUUUUAACCAUUUUUCUAUCAAAUUUAGUUUAAUUAGAUUGAAGAAAUGUCAAACUAAUCC